Pezoporus occidentalis (night parrot) is the source of this 3255-nucleotide messenger RNA. It is a transcript of the gene TCFL5, whose product is annotated as transcription factor like 5. Gene Ontology annotation, molecular function: protein dimerization activity; RNA polymerase II cis-regulatory region sequence-specific DNA binding; DNA-binding transcription factor activity, RNA polymerase II-specific. The coding region runs from base 39 to 1610 and encodes 523 amino acids. Gene Ontology annotation, cellular component: nucleus. The transcript is spliced from 7 exons. The record is from RefSeq and is a predicted model, not a curated record. Gene Ontology annotation, biological process: regulation of DNA-templated transcription; spermatogenesis. Lineage: Eukaryota; Metazoa; Chordata; Aves; Psittaciformes; Psittacidae.
CUCAGGCCCGUGGGCGCUGCUGUGAGGGAGUCGUAGCCAUGUCAGGAUCGGCCCCGGAGGAGCCUCAGACCUCCAUCCCUCAGAGCACACCCAGUGUUGCCGAUCCCGCUCCGGUUGCUGUCGGACCUGGAGGCUCAAGGGACGUUUCCUUUGGUGAGCAAAACCUUAGCUUCACCGCCCCAGACGUCAGCCUGGUGGAGAUGAUGGAAACCGAGUACACCCAGCUGCAGCACAUGCUUUACCCACACGCCGAGGCGCAAGCCAGCGAAGGUGAAGCGCAAGCCAGGCUCAGAGCUUUCUCCUCCUCCUCCUCCUCGCCUGGUAACCCUGCAGCCCCCCCUCUGCAGCCCUCACCGCGCAGCAGGCAGGAAGGGGGUUUAGCAAGCAGCACUGGGAACCCAGGGUACCGGGUUAGCUGCCGGUCAGGGUUACCCGCUGACAGCAGCUCAAACGCACGGCUGGGCUAUGGUGACCUGCCGGAGCUCAGAAUGAUGCUACUUAGCGAGUCUAACCUCCCUUUGAGCCAUGCAGAUAAAAUGCCUCACAGUAGCUCGGUAGCAGUCCCGGGGCAGAGCUUAGUAAAAGUUAAACACGGUGAGAAUGGUUUUGGGAGCAAUAAAGGAAACAUACCUGUUGAAAAUUCGGCACCCGAGCCUAAAUCUAAACCUGCAGUCAGAGUUCGGUUGGAAGACAGAUUCAACAGCAUCCAGACAGAGAACCCCAGAUGUCAAGAACCCCAAGAAUCUGGAGUAACCCUUAACAAUUUAGUAACAUUGAUUCGACAGCCGUCGGAACUGAUCGGCGCUCCUCUCUAUCAGCAAGAAAACAAGUGUGUUGCACUAGGGAAAAAUAAGAUAUCCCCCGCCUCUCCUUCCUCACAGUUCCCAUACCCAGUAUUGACUAUGAAUGCAUGUUCUACUGCUGGAGGUGCCAACCCUUCACAGGCACAGACCUCUGGUGCAUCUUGUGCUAUUUUGGAAGCUGCCAAACAUCAAGACCUUGGGAUAUCCAAGGCAUACUCCUUCUGCUAUCAGGAAAUUGACUCCAUGAAACAGGCAGCAGGGGCUAUGAAUAAAGCUUUGCCUGAAGAAGUUUGGAUUAAAGUUGGAGAAGAGAGCUUGUGCAAGCAAGCGCUAAACAGAAGAAGUUGCAGCAAAAUAAGCCCAUUGGAUCCAGACAUAGAUCGCAAACCUCUCAGUGAAAUUCAGAACACAUGUGAUGGUAGCCAGAGUGCCCAGGGCCCCUGGCAGGCAGCACAGUCCAGUUCAAGCCUGCAGAUGCAAAGUGGUAUUCAGGAUGGAAUGGCUCAGCGAAGAGAAAGGCAUAACCGCAUGGAGAGAGACAGGAGGCGCAGGAUCCGGGUUUGCUGUGACGAGCUGAAUCUUCUGGUUCCAUUCUGUACUGUUGAUACCGAUAAGGCAACAACUUUACAGUGGACAACUGCAUUUCUGAAGUACAUUCAGGAACGGCACGGGGAUUCUCUGAAACAGGAAUUUGAGACUAUGUUCUGUGGUAAAACAGGCAGGAGACUAAAAAUCCCAAGGUCAGAUGCAUUUGUAACGUGUCCUGCGCAGGAAAAUACGUAUGGCUAUGAAGACCAAGUAGCCUGACCUCUGACCACCUUGAGUUGUAUGGCUAACAAUGGCCCAUGUUGUUUUAUUUUCCCCAUUUACAUGCUGAAUGUGAAUUACAAAAUGUAACUUGUAAAAUAUAUAAAUAGAGCUUUACAGAAAACAAUCUUUAUUCAAAAUGGAAAUGACAGUGAAGUGCUAGCAACAGAAAUCAGUGCUCUGUUAAAGGGGCUUUGGGACCUACAAGAAAAAGUCAUGACAGCUACGUAUUUUUCCCCUUUAGUUAUAAAAAACAUGUUCUUCUUCUGUUUGUCAUUCUACUUUGGGGCAUUUUGGGGUUUUUCGUUUAUUUGUUUUAUGUAAGAGAUGAGCCAGUAGAGUUAGGUAUAGCUAUAGAACAUUCAUCUGUCCUGUUAUUUUAAUGACUAGAUGCAAACGUACUCUUCAAGUGUAAAAAGAAAUUGAAGUUACUAUAUUAGAAUGCCCAUAUUUUUCCAUUAAAGAAAUCAGAUUGUUUAAUGGCAUAAAUGCAUGGUUCCUAAACUGUGCUGCUAUAAUGAAGUGUACAUUUGCCAUACACAUUUUAACGUGCUUGGGCCCAAAGAGUAAUACAAUGGUGUUAGCAUUCUUCUGUAAAUACAGUGCUAUUUUUAAUGUCUAUCCCACAGCUGUCCAAGAGGUUCUUGUGUUGUUACUUUAGUCCAAGAGUGGCAUAUUAUAAACAGCAGAUUAUUUAAAAGCACAAGCUAUUUUCCUAUGUAAAGCUAAAUAUGACUCCUUUGCUCAUAGGCUUUAGCAUAUAGGGCAGAAACAGAAUAGUGUGGGAGCUGAGAAUGGUUUUACUGAUUUUUUAAAAUAGAUGAUAUUAUAGUAGGUUUUAAAGGACAAAAAUGGUCUCCUGAAAGAAAUACUGUUUUAAAUCACGGACAUGGACAAUUUUGCACCAGUUUAUUCCCAAACAAUCCUAGUAAAGCCAGUUCUGGGAAGCGGAAUUCAGUGGCAUUAGUUUGAGUAUAACGACACUUACAACAUCACAAAGGUUAAAAAAACAACUCCUUUUAUUUUUACAACAGUUCAUACAGGACUUUUUGGCUGGACUUGAGAUGAGCAUCCUUUCUUAUUGGGGGGUUCAUUCACAAUUACUGUGCAAAUAGCUGAAGUAGAGGUCAUGAAAAUGCUGUUACUUCAUUUCCUUUAUUAUCGUAUGGAAAUAUACAGAAAUUCUUCCCUGUAAAUUAAAAUAUAUACAUUUCACUUUGGCAGAAUUUGACUGCAAGAGGAUUACUAGUUACUGGUCUUGGCAAAUAGUCGAGGUGCAAUCUGAAAAUUGAUAACUGACAGCACAGACCUAAGCUAAGGGCUUUACUUGGGCUAGAAUCUCAAGAUAUUGAAAUACAAGAUACUUAAAUGCCUAAUUUCCACUGAUGGAAGGAGCAAUUUGGUGCCUGAACACCUUAAUAGCAUCUGUCUUAGUGCACAAACCUGCAAUAACCAAAAAGUCAGUGGGAGCAGCACCAAGGGAUUCAAGUGACAAGGCUCAAAGAGUGAUACAGAGAGGUCGUGAUCUUUUAGCACACAGUAAGAAGGAACACUGCUUCCUCUCGCAGGUCUCUUGAACAAAGGGAGAAAGAGAAGGUGAGGUUGUUAAACAGUAAAAAUUCUGGACAGUAAUUGGGGGGGGGGG